AUGUCUUCUUCCGAUCGGCAAUAUGACGAGGCCAUUACUCGCCUCGUCGAGUAUGUGUACCACUAUGAGGUGACCAGUGAUUUGGCCAUCCUCCGGGCCCGCCAUGCCCUCAUGGAUGCGCUCGGCUGCGCGCUGGAGACCCUUCAGCAGAGUCCCGAGUGCCGUGCCUUGAUCGGUCCCUACACCCCUGGCCUGGUCGCCCCCUAUGGCUUCAAGCUGCCGGGCACCUGCCACCAGCUCGAUCCGGUUAAAGGAGCCUUCGACAUGGCCACCCUGAUUCGGUUCUUGGAUCACAAUGAUGCAUACCCCGGCGCUGAAUGGGGUCACCCGUCGGAUAACUUGGGCGCCAUCUUGGCGGUAGCUGACUGGCUAAGCCGCACGGGCGCCACCAACCAGCCACUAACCGUCCGGACGGUCCUGAUCGCCAUGAUCAAGGCCUACGAGAUCCAGGGUUGCUACCAAGUUCGGAAUGCCUUCAACAAAGUGGGGCUGGAUCACACCCUGCUCGUCAAGAUUGCCUCCACCGCCGUCGUGGCGUGGCUGAUGGGUCUGACGGAGGAACAAGCCGCCGUUGCCCUCUCCCAUGCCUGGGCCGAUGGCCACCCUCUGCGCAUCUUCCGUCAGAGUCCCAAUGCCGGCCCACGCAAGGGCUGGGCCGCCGGCGACGCUGCCAUGCGUGCCGUCCAUCUGUGUCUGCUGGCGCGCGCCGGUCAGCCCGGCCUCCCUAGCGCGCUAACCGAGCCCAAUUGGGGCUUCCUGGCCGUCAGCUUUGGGGGCAGGGAACUGCAGCUGCCACGGCCGUUCAAGACGCGGGUGAUGGAGGAGGUGUUCUUCAAGCUGAUCACAGCCGAGGGCCAUGGCAUUUCCGCCGUGCAGGCGGCCAUGUCGCUGGCCGAGACAAUGGCCAGCCGGGGUAUCGACCCCGCCACGCAGAUUGAGCGGAUCGAUAUUCGCACCCAUGAGGCGGCCGUCCGCAUCAUCGACAAGCAAGGUCCGCUCACGAAUGCCGCUGACCGGGAUCACUGCAUGCGGUACAUGGUGUCGGUCGUCCUGCUGAAGAACGCGGUCAUCGAGGCGGACGACUACCACGAUACGAGUGCGUGGGCCCACGACCCGCGCGUCGAGGCCCUGCGCCAGCGGAUCCAGAUGGCCGAAGACCCACAGUUCACCUACGAUUAUCACCACAAGAAGUCGGGCGCCAGCGGACUCACCGUCUUUCUCACGAAUGGCGAGCAGCUGGACGAGGUGGUGGUCGAAUACCCGAUCGGGCACCCGAUGCACGCCGAUACUUUGCCCAAGGUGCGCGCCAAGUUUGAGCGCAAUAUGCAGGGUAUGUUCACGACGGAGGAAAUUAGCCGAGUGAUCGACGCGAUCCAUCAAGAUAGGCUGCCAGUGCAUCGAUUGGUUGACCUGCUGGGUCGGUGA
Molecule: messenger RNA, 1425 nt
Organism: Aspergillus ibericus CBS 121593
Lineage: Eukaryota; Fungi; Ascomycota; Eurotiomycetes; Eurotiales; Aspergillaceae
Product: 2-methylcitrate dehydratase
Exons: 2
Coding region: 1-1425 (474 amino acids)
Molecular function (GO): 2-methylcitrate dehydratase activity; 2 iron, 2 sulfur cluster binding
Source: RefSeq, a predicted model, not a curated record